AUGAUGUACCCGAUGGUACCGACCAACAACAUGUUCCCGGUGAUGGGCGAUGACAUGGGGUUCGUCCCCAAUGGGUACGCAGGGAUGACCAUGGUGCCACCGCCACCACCUUCUCAUGGUGGGGAUUAUACUAUGGAUCUUGAAGCUGAACUGAACCACCUUAAGGAGGAGAAAGCAUGUAUGAAAAUUGAGGAGUUACUAAACAGUUUCAUUGUUUUGUUGAAUAAGACAAUUUUGCUGACCAAGCAACAAAUGCUUGUGGAGAAGAUGAUGGAACUAUCCAAGGAGAACGUGAACCCCAAGAAAGGUGGUUUAUGA
Triticum turgidum subsp. durum (durum wheat) is the source of this 318-nucleotide messenger RNA. The record is from the annotation of a GenBank genome assembly. NCBI's taxonomy places the organism in Eukaryota, Viridiplantae, Streptophyta, Magnoliopsida, Poales, Poaceae.